Lodderomyces oxycetoniae is the source of this 4524-nucleotide messenger RNA. RefSeq names its product APE3. The record is from RefSeq and is a predicted model, not a curated record. Gene Ontology annotation, biological process: protein folding in endoplasmic reticulum; proteolysis. Gene Ontology annotation, cellular component: endoplasmic reticulum. The transcript has 3 exons. Gene Ontology annotation, molecular function: aminopeptidase activity; misfolded protein binding; protein-folding chaperone binding. Lineage: Eukaryota; Fungi; Ascomycota; Pichiomycetes; Serinales; Debaryomycetaceae. Bases 1 to 4524 code for a protein of 1507 amino acids.
AUGGUAUAUGCAUACCACGGCCCAUUAAUCUAUGAGGCGAAAAUCAUCAAGGUUAAAAAAGCCGAUGAAUCGUAUAUCCUCAAUAGUGAUUUGCAAAAAGAAACUUUUGAGCAGAAUAGCGGUAAGUUUGAUGUCUUAAAAUGGGAAGGACUUGAUGCAUAUUUGUUACAUUACCAAGGCUGGAACUCUAAAUGGGACGAGUGGGUAGGGUUUGAUCGGAUUCUAGAGAUAAACGAAGAGAAUAAGUUUAAGAAAUUGGAAUUGGAACAGUUGACCAAGAAGAAAAAGAGUAAGCGGGAAAGCAACUCGUCUGAUAAUGGCAAGGGUGGUGGCAGCGGUAAUAAGAGGCUGAAGAUUUCAAGUACAAGUGCUGGGAAUGGUUCAAAGUUGCAGCAAAAGAAGAUAUCAACCAUCAAUCUCAAAUUCCCAGUAGAGUUGAAAUACGUGCUUGUUAACGAUUGGCAGUAUAUUACAAAAGAUAAAAAGUUGGUGAAACUCCCAACGGAGUACUCUGUAAAUUCAAUAUUACAGGAGUACAAGAGCUGGAGAUCAAGCAAACUACAAAAACAUCAAGUUUCAAUAUUGGUGGAAAUUAUCACCGGCCUUGAAUUGUAUUUUAAUAAAGCGGUUACACUAGUCUUGCUUUAUAAAAAUGAGCGGUUACAACAUCUCGGGCUAAUCAAGAAUAAUACUAUAACGAGAGAUAUGGGGAAUAGUAAAGUGUAUGGAUAUGAACAUUUACUAAGAUUAUUAAUUUCGUUCCCCAAUUUGAUUAGCCAAACUACAAUGGAUUCGUUAAGUAUCAGUGUAUUAGUACUGGAGUUGGAAGAAUUGUUGAACUACUUGAAAGAGAAUAUGACAGUCUACCAAAAUGAUUACGAAUACACAAGCCCACAAUACGAUAGUUUAGCAAGAGUGAAAUCGGUGCUAUUACAGAUAUAUGCGUGUUCUUUCUUAACGACGGUAUUUGCACUGUUGUCUAAUAUCUCAUUUGAAAAACUUCAGAAACGUCAUCAAGAUGUUGAAUCAAUAUUUUCGUCAAAAGGUCCCACGUCUCUUGUAUUGCAAGAGUUUGAUAAGUUGGUCCACGAUUUGGAAUUGGCUAUAGAAGGUGAUAAUGACUCAAUAGUGGGGAAGAAAGUUGGCUCCUUGUUAAUGCCUCAGGUGCUCUUCAAAAGAGCAAUGAUUGAGAUCAAUUUGAAUAAGGACACGUUGGCAAUUAUUGACUUGCAACAGGUGUUGGGCCUUGCACCAGCAAUGACCCCAGCUAGAGAUAAACUUGUUGAGUUGUUGAUAUCUAGAGGCGAUUUUGAAAAGUUGGAAGCCUUUCUUGAGGAGAAGGACAAAAAGAAGGAGAGGGAUAACUCGGAGAUUUGGCAGGUUAUAAAUAAUUACAAGACACACUGGAAACAAGCAAAUUUAGCUUAUAACCAAAAGAAUUAUGAAGGAUGCGUAGAUGAAUUGAAUAAGGUGGUGGACAUUUGUUCGUCAAAUUACGAAGUGUGGAAGUUGUACUUGAAUUGUCAAUUGCAAAAUUACAAGAAUAAUUCCACAAAAUACUAUACAUUUGAUAAUGAAUCACAACCAUUGAACAAGAUCAUCAUUAAGAUACUCUUAAACAUUAUCAAGAUCAGACCUUAUCAAACAUGGAGCUACGAUUUAUUAUCCAAGUUUCAAAUCUACACAGAGAUUAAUUUUGAACAAGCUCAAAAUAGUAUCAAAAGUUGUAUUCAAAUAGAUAAUGAAUCCGAUUGCGGAGCAAUGGCGAAAUUUUGCUCGCGAUUUAGUGAAUUUUUCAAAGCUUUGGAAACUUAUUCUAUACUCAAUGAUCAUUUGUGCAGUGAGCUGCUGGAUUUGAAGGCAGAGGAUAUGAAUAAUUAUAAAAUUGAUUAUAAGCAAGUAGCUAACUUUUUGCUCAAUGAUAAGGUAUCUAAUGAAGUUAAACGGAAAGGGUUUAAAAACAACUUUGAGUAUUUGAGAUUCAAGGGGGAAGAAUUCUCAAAAGAGUAUACACAUUUCGGUGAUGGCGAUGAGUUGAUAUUCUUGGCUGAUUUGCAAAAGAUAGCUUGUGAAUCAUUGAUUCAAAUUGGUGAUUCAAAGUAUUCGGCAUUUUGUAGCAAGAUCAAGGAUAGUCGCGAGCACCCACACUUUUUUCCAAAUUACAUUCCUCAAAUCGAUAAGUUAUUGAAACAGAAGAAAUUUGCUGAAGCAGAGGAAAUCUUGGGAAGAUUCAACAAAAAUGUCAAACAAACUGAAUUGUUUAAAAAUCGGGCCUCGAAAGUUGAACAAUGGAGGCAACAGCAACAGCAACAACAAUAUCAACAACAUCAACAACAUCAACAGCAACAACGACAGCGUUACCACCAGCAGCAGCAGCGACAACAACAGCAACAAUACCAGCAGCAGCAGCAGCAGCAGUAUCGACAGCCCAAUAGGAAAUCCAAAAAUGACUAUUACAAAAUCCUAGAUAUUCCACACGAUGCCGAUGAGAAAACUAUUCGGAAAGGUUAUAAAACACAAACACUCAAGUACCAUCCAGACAAAUACAAAGGUAAAGACUUAUCAUCUGAACAGAUUGAGAAGAAGAUGCAAGACAUAAAUAAGGCAUAUGAAAUACUUUCCGAUAAGGAGUUAAGAGAAAGGUAUGAUCGUGGAGAUGAUCCUAAUGAUCCUAUGAACACGGCACAAAGUCAACCACAAUGGCAACAAUACCGAGGGUCAUCUAAUCCUCACGGACAAGAACAAUAUACGUUCAAUUUUGGUGGUGCAAACAGUCAUGAUUUUUUUCAACAAUUCUUUGGUGGUAUGGGCGGUAUGGGCGCCACGUUACUGGCUAUCUUAUCCACCAUUGAUGCGUCUCCUGCUUUUAAAUUGCUGGAGAGUAAUAUCUUGAUCAAUCAAAAAGACUUUCAAUCAUCUGAGGAUGCCGCUGUUGCUGCUGCUGCUGCUGCUGCUGCUGCUGUUGGGGGUAGCAGCAGUGACGAAGGUGCCGGUGGUGAUUCCGAUAUUGCUGCUUCUCAGCUUUAUGAGGAUUUUGAGCCAUUUGCUUUGGAUGAGGAUUUAAUUGACGAGACAAUAUAUAGUCAAUUACCCGAAAUCGAUAGUGAAAAAUUGCAAAGUUUAGUUGAUCGAGCUAAUUUGAGAAAAAGAGCUGAAACUUUGUAUGCCAUUGCUCAGAAAUCACAACACAAGUAUGGACAUCCAACUAGAGUUAUUGGUUCUCCUGGACAUUUUGCUACUGUUCAUUAUAUCAUUCGAGAAUUGCGUAAGUUGCACGGAUAUUAUAAUAUCAAAACCCAAAGCUUUAAAGCAGUUGAUGGUCACGUUGAUUCGUUUUCGUUACUAAUUGAUGGGAUACAACCGAAAAAUUUGCAGGCGUUGGCUUUGACACCGCCCACACCUGAUAAGAAACCAGUUCAUGGAUCAUUGACUCUUGUUUUGAAUAAUGGCUGUUCUUUGCAUGAUUUUCCACAAAUAGCCAAGGACAAUAUCGUGUUGAUUAAACGAGGUGAAUGUUCUUUUGGCGAUAAAUCAAGAAAUGCUGGUAAAGUAGGAGCCAAAGCUGCAAUUAUAUAUGACUCGAACGGUCCAUUACUGGGUACUUUGGGUACACCAAUUGGGGAAGAAGUACCUACAUUAUCAGUUGAUCAAAAAGACGUUGCUUCAUAUAUUGACGAAUUGAACAAGAAUCCAAACCACAAAUUCGAGACUACAUUAUAUAUCGAUUCCUAUGUAAAGAAUAUUACUACAUUGAAUGUUGUUGCAGAAACAGUAUUUGGAGAUCACAACAACGUUGUUAGCUUAGGAGCGCAUUCAGAUUCAGUUGGCGCGGGACCCGGUAUAAACGAUGAUGGUUCAGGGACAAUUUCAUUGUUGGAAGUUGCCAAAAUAUUGAAAGAUUUUAAAAUCAAUAAUGCAGUUAGAUUUGCAUGGUGGGCAGCUGAAGAAGAAGGGUUAUUAGGCUCCGAAUAUUAUGCUAGUCAUUUAACUCAAGAGGAAAAUUCCAAGAUUCGAUUAUUUAUGGAUUACGAUAUGAUGGCUUCACCAAAUUAUGAGUAUGAGAUUUAUAAUGCAAACAAUAAAGAUCAUCCUCAAGGUAGUGGAGACUUGAAGGAUCUUUAUGUUGCUUGGUAUGAAAAACAUGGAUUGAACUAUACAUUUGUUCCCUUUGAUGGCAGAUCAGAUUAUGUUGGAUUUAUCAACAAUGGUAUACCAGCCGGUGGUAUUGCAACUGGAGCAGAGGGUGUUAAGAAUAGCACAUCAAGAGAGAAAUUUGGUGGAGAGGUUGGGAAAUGGUUUGAUCCAUGUUAUCAUCAAAAAUGUGACGAUUUAUCUAAUCCAAAUUAUGAUGCAUGGGAAAUCAAUACUAAGUUAAUUGCUCAUUCUGUUGCUGUGUAUGCCAAAUCAUUCGAAGGGUUCCCUAAAAGAGAAUUAAAAGAGGAUAAGGUACAAUUGAGUAGUAGUAGUAGUACACCCGAGUUUGGUACCGAAUUUAUCAGAAGAGGUGAUAAAUUUGUUAUUUAA